AUGGAGGAAGACAUGGGGGCGAUGGAGGAAGAGGUGGUGGAGGAAGACAUGGGGGCAAUGGAGGAAGAGGAGGUCGACGAAGACGUGGGGGCGAUGGAGGAAGAGGUGGUGGAGGCAUUGGCCACGGUAAAGGCGGAAGAAGAAGAGGAAGACAUGGGGAAGGAGGAGGAAGAGGAAAAAGCGAUGGACGAGGCAUGGGUUACGGGGACGAUAAUGAGUAUGAUAUGGAAUUUGGCGUUGGAGGAAGAAGCGGGGAAGGCAUGGAGUUUGCAGAAAUGGAUGAUGGCGGCAGGGGAAUGA
Haliotis rufescens (red abalone) is the source of this 300-nucleotide messenger RNA. RefSeq names its product YTH domain-containing protein 1-like. The record is from RefSeq and is a predicted model, not a curated record. Bases 1 to 300 code for a protein of 99 amino acids. The transcript has a single exon. Lineage: Eukaryota; Metazoa; Mollusca; Gastropoda; Lepetellida; Haliotidae.